AUGUCAAGAAACCCUCGAACUCAAGGCUCAUCGCGCGCCAGCGAAGAGCUCGAUAUCCUCCUGCACCAUGCCGAAGCCUUCCGGUAUGCGAGUCUUCUGCAUCUGUACCGGUUUCUCUGCCGGUUCUCCACCGAAACAUACCAGCCCAAGAUGGCCGAAUGCGUGGAAUCCAUCAUGGCGCAUGUGUCUUGCAUUCCGCUCAACUUCCACUGCGAACUGGGUCUCGUAUUCCCGCUGUUUAUGAUCGGCAUCGCUGACCAUAGGCCCGAGACUACGGGUUACGUCUGGAACCGUCUGGAUAAUAUCUUCAACUGGACCAAGUUCGAGCAUGUCCUUCGCGCAAGGAGCCUUCUAGAGACGCUCUGGGAUACGGGGAGGACGGAUUGGGAACAGGUGCUGCAGGAAUUGGGGUGGCAGAUUUCCAUUGCAUGA
Messenger RNA from Monascus purpureus, 432 nucleotides. NCBI's taxonomy places the organism in Eukaryota, Fungi, Ascomycota, Eurotiomycetes, Eurotiales, Aspergillaceae. The record is from the annotation of a GenBank genome assembly.